AGGAAGACAGAGCCGGAAAUAGUAAGAACAAAGAAAAUGAAAGUGUGUGAAUGUGCUAUGAAUUAUUUUUUCAAUUUCAAAAGAAAGUAUAUACUGUGGCAGUUUUUAAAACGUAUUAUGUGAGCAAGGGGAAUAGAACAAGUGAAAAAAUAAACUACGGGAUGUCUCUGAGAAAACAGAUGAGAAUCAACUGAUUGAUCAAAAUCACGCUAGCAUAGCAAAAUGUUUGUAAUAGCAAGGAUACUAAUAACCAUUGCUUUGUUUCACCUGGGAUUGUGCAUGGACUUACCUGCCCCUGUAGAUCUGGACCUGUCCUCUCGAUAUUUCGUCCACGUGUUGUCCUGGAAAAUGGGGCCAGGUUCUCCUGAUGGUGUACACUAUAAAGUCAGCGUGCAUGCACUCGAAGGGGGGACCGUGGUGGUGAAGGAGUGUGAAAAGGUCACAUUCCCUCUGCGAUGUAAUCUCACAGAAGCCUUUUCUAAUGUGGAGGACAUCUAUUACGUCAGUGUGACUGCUGUUCUGGGCAACCGCACCUCACCAUCUUCUGACCUCAACCCAUUCAAACCCAUUCAGAACACGAUCUUGGAUACUCCGCUGCUGACAGUAACUGCAUGUAACCAGUGGCUCUGUAUAAGUCUCAGAGCACCUGCUGAGAAUCUCCACAAAGUUUACAAUUCAUUCUGGUUUCAAUAUCAAUUGACAGUCACCAGUGAAGAUGGACCAGCGUUUAGUAUGAAAACUGAAGGGUUACAGAAUGUGACCAUAAAGAACCUGGCCACUGGACAAAGGUACUGUGUGAAUGUCAGUAUCGUUGACUACAGCCCACCCAAUAGACCAGCAGUAUGUGCCUCCAUUCCCAAAAGAGCAAAUGUUUCAGAUGCCAUUAUCUCAGUUUUCCUGUUUCUGCUGAUGUUGCUGAUAGUGAUGUGUGCACCACGAUUCUUUCCUCGCUGUUUCUGUCUAAAAAGAGAUCUUCCUCCAGUUCUGAGUUCAUUUCCGAAUGGGAAUAAAGUUCUCCAUGUCACUGCUGUUGAAUCAUUUAACAAGCUCUGUGAGGGGAGAAACUCCAUCGACAAGAUAAAGAUAAACACGGAGGAAAAUGAGGAGGAAGAAGAGGCCGAGGCACAGGCACUGUAUCUGAGCACUCGAGGUUCUCCACUCUGUGUUUAUCCAGUGACCUCUCGAUCGGUUUCGCUUAUGAAUCAAACUCCAGAUACAAGCCUGGCGUCUUCCACAGAUGCUCAGAGUGCUAAUCUGAUUGUGUUUGAAGGCAGCCAUAGCCAUCCUGACCCAACAGCCUCUCCUAGGCUCCCUAAAGGAACGAGUGCACUUCAGAAUUUAACUUCUGUUUUCCCCACACACGUGGAGAAUGAAGACCAAGAGAGCAGUACAGAUGUGAACCUGUUUUCUGUGAUGUUAGGAGGAGUUUCUGAUAAAGCUGAACCUGAUAAAACCUGCACUAUUAAAGAUGAUGUGCAGGAAUCAGGUGCUCAGCAUCUGUCC
Messenger RNA from Carassius carassius (crucian carp), 1503 nucleotides. RefSeq names its product cytokine receptor family member b2 (gene crfb2). Lineage: Eukaryota; Metazoa; Chordata; Actinopteri; Cypriniformes; Cyprinidae. Gene Ontology annotation, molecular function: protein binding. The record is from RefSeq and is a predicted model, not a curated record. The transcript is spliced from 7 exons. The annotation marks the transcript as partial.